This is a messenger RNA of Closterium sp. Yama58-4, 1341 nucleotides long. NCBI's taxonomy places the organism in Eukaryota, Viridiplantae, Streptophyta, Zygnematophyceae, Desmidiales, Closteriaceae. The record is from the annotation of a GenBank genome assembly.
AUGUCCGGACGGAGGCCCCAAACCGUCCGAACGGUGCUCCGUCCGGACAAUCGGGGAUGUGGUUCGGACGAUGAAGCCAACUCCCAUCAGCAGCGACUCCCAUCAGCAGCGAUAAUCCAGCUGGCCAAACGCUCAGAAAUGGAUUCCUUACAACAGCUGUCAUCUGAUGUUGCUGCGAUUGAGUCAUUGGCGUCACGAGGAACCCUGGACGUUGACUCGUGGAACAAACUUGAGUUGCUCGCAUCCAAGCUGGCGAAGCGUGCAUCUUGCGGGAAAGACGCAUUGAUCAUAACAGGCCUGUAUUUGGGCCUUUGCAGCCGCUCGACAGUCUGGACACUGCACUGGGAUGCGGCUCAGCGUUUCUCGCAAUUGCUUUUGGAUGGGAAUUUCAUGCCAGGGUGCUAUAUUCCCAUGCUCAUCUCGCUUGCCUCCAGAGGUGAUAUUCUGCUUCCUGUGCGAUUGGCAGCAUUGAGAAGCUUGAGUAGCUUUCUAUUGCUGUCUGUUGACCUUGCAAAGCGGCAUCGCACUCUUGUUACACGACUCUUGGAGGAUGAAGAGAAACCGGUGAAGGUCGCUGCACUUGCCACUGUGGCUAAACUAAUUCUCACUUCUCCGAAUGAGUUCCCAGAUUUCUUGGAUGGGGUGAGUAGCCUGAUGGAUUCUGACACCAGUGAUGCACAACUGGAGGCGUAUGCUGUCUAUGCGCAUCUGCUUCUUUCUAAGAAAAUGAAGGCGCAAGGAUUUAUGAAGCGGCUGGCUGUGGGGCUGCUGCACAAGGAUAAUCGCAUCAAGGGCUUGAUGAAGGAGCUGGUUACGCAGCUGAUGGAUGGAAACGCAAAGAGCCGCUGUGUUUUGGUGUUGAGUAUGUUCAAGCAGUGCCCAAAGGACCAAAAGGACAGCCUCGCAAGGACUCUUGUGAAUGAGGUACUAGCUCCUUGCGACCUUGAAACUGAAGAGCUUGGAAGCUCUGUGUUGCAGCUCCUGAGGCUGGGACAGAAUGAGGCAGUACAGUUUCUCCCAAAGCUGCAUCCAUCCAAAAAUCUGGUCUCUAAGAUUGACUCCUGGACUCAGCUUGACUCGGCCAAGGUUGGUGCUAUGAAAAGCAAGAAGACAUCACAAAGCCUGCUGGAGUUUGUAAACCGCUACCGACCAGCUUCAGCCGUAGAAAAGGAUACUCAGGCAAGGGUUAUUUACCAGCUUGAAAAGAUUUGUGGAAGUCAUGAGUCACGUGCUCAGCUUUCCUACCAAGCCCAAGAGGUCUUCUGCAUUGAAGACUAUGAAAGAGAAGUCUCCAUGUUCAAAGACGUGAGGUUGGAUGGAUCCCUAGCUGAUCUUUUGUGA